Durusdinium trenchii is the source of this 251-nucleotide messenger RNA. NCBI's taxonomy places the organism in Eukaryota, Dinophyceae, Suessiales, Symbiodiniaceae. The record is from the annotation of a GenBank genome assembly.
GUCAGACGCCCCUUCACCUGGCAGCGCUUUAUGUCUGCGGAGAUGUGGUCAAAGUGCUGCUGGCGGCCAACGCAGCGGUGGACGCCAAGAACGGUGAUGGCCGGGGGCCUCGGGGUGAAACACCACUGGACGGGGCAAGAAGUCAGGGCCACUCCGAAGUCGUGAAGAUCCUGGAGGCGGCCGCGUCCUCGACUGCGUGGGAGACGCCUUCGACGUCGGCCACGACGCAGCGCUCAGAUCGACCAGCCGAG